This is a messenger RNA of Aspergillus clavatus NRRL 1, 333 nucleotides long. RefSeq names its product CVNH domain-containing protein. Bases 1 to 333 code for a protein of 110 amino acids. NCBI's taxonomy places the organism in Eukaryota, Fungi, Ascomycota, Eurotiomycetes, Eurotiales, Aspergillaceae. The record is from RefSeq and is a predicted model, not a curated record. The transcript is spliced from 3 exons.
AUGUCAUUCCACCAAUCCAGCGAGGACAUCCACAUCCGCCAGGAAGAUGGGUCUACCAUGCUCCUGGCGCGGGUGCGCAACAACGCCGGCCAGCUGAUCCAGCGCAAGAUCAGACUGGACGAUCAUAUCGGCAAUACCGAUGGAUGGUUCAUCUGGGGCGGCAACAACUUCACGCGCACGGCCAGAAACAUCGCGCUGGAGCACACCCAGUACGGACCCAAGCUGUGUGCUGAUCUGGAGAUGCGGGAUGGGGGAUCGCGGGGCCGGCAGGGAGUCAUGUUGUCCGACAAGAUCGGGAACGAGGAUGGACAUUUGAGGUUCUUGGGUCCUUGA